AGUUGACUGGUAAUGCAAUGAAGAUCUUAUGGUCAAUGAGAUCUAUCUGCUUAUGAACUUGAAGAGGAAUAUUCAUAUUAAUGCGCAUGUGCAUGUGCAUGUACAUGAUUGAAGAGGAUGAGUAACAAGGAGCGAGUUCCAUCUUUAAUAUGCUUCUAUAUUCUGUUUUGGACAUUUUUGGUUCAUCACAUGGUGCUCAGGGUUUCUGGAAAUGCAGAAGGUGAUGCCCUUACAGUAUUCAAGAACAAAGUGAUAGAUCCUAUUGGUGCUCUUAGUAAUUGGAAUCCUAAUAUUUUAACUCCUUGCACAUGGUUUCAUGUUGUUUGCAACGGUGAAAAUAGCGUAACCCAUUUGUAUCUUGGAAAUUCAGAACUUUCGGGUCAACUUGUUCCAGAGCUUGGCCAGCUCCCAAAUUUGGAAUCUCUGGAACUUCAUAACAAUAAUAUAACUGGGGAGAUCCCAAAUGUGCUUGGAAAUUUGACAAACUUGAUGAGUUUGGAUCUUUACUCGAACAACAUUACUGGUCAAAUUCCAGAAGAAUUAGGCAAUCUUAAAAAACUACAAUCCCUGCGCCUCAACAAAAACAGCUUGUCAGGAAAGAUUCCUAUGGGUUUGACCGAUAUUAGUACACUGAUGGUUCUUGACUUAUCGUACAACAACUUAACAGGGAUUGUCCCAGCCAAUGGUUCAUUUUCACGUUUUACUCCCAUCAGUUUUAGCAAUAAUACUUACUUGGUGCAAGCCAUUCCAAUUUCACCACCCGCCACACAUAAACAAAAUCCUUCAGGUAAUAGUUUCAGAUCUAUUGGAGUCAUUGCUGGAGGAGUUGCUGUAGGCGCUGCACUGUUGUUUGCAGCUCCAGUAAUUGCAUUUGUUUACUGCAAAAGAAGGAAGCCACCAGAUUAUUUCUUUGACGUUGCAGCUGAGGAGGACCCUGAAGUUAACUUUGGUCAACUUAAAAGGUUUUCACUGCAUGAACUGCUAGUUGCAACAGAUGGUUUUAAUAACAAAAACAUUAUUGGUAAAGGUGGAUUUGGCAAGGUUUAUAAAGGACGCUUAACAAAUGGUGAUCUAGUUGCAGUAAAAAGACUUAACCAAGAACGUAUCCGGAGUGAGGAGAAACAAUUUCAAACAGAAGUGGAAAUGAUCAGCUUGGCUGUGCAUCGAAAUUUGCUUCGCCUGAUUGGUUUUUGUAUGACAACUACUGAAAGAUUGCUUGUGUAUCCUUUCAUGGUUAAUGGAAGUGUAGAUUCAUGUUUACGAGAUCGACCAGAAUCACAACCACCACUUCAAUGGCCAGUUCGGAAGCGUAUUGCUCUGGGAGCAGCUAAGGGGCUUGCUUAUCUGCAUGAUCAUUGUGACCCGAAGAUUAUUCAUCGUGAUAUCAAAGCUGCUAAUAUAUUAUUGGAUGAGGACUUUGAAGCGGUUGUUGGAGAUUUUGGUUUAGCAAAGCUUAUGGAUUACAGAAAUACUCAUGUUACUACUGCUGUACGUGGGACACUUGGCCAUAUACCACCAGAGUAUCUUUCAACUGGAAAGUCUUCAGAGAAGACUGAUGUUUUUGGAUAUGGCGUGAUGCUUCUUGAGAUAAUAACUGGACAGAGGGCUUUCAAUUUAGCCCGACUUGCCAUUAGUGAUGAGGUUAUGUUGCUUGAAUGGGUGAAAGCACUUCUGAAGGAGCAGAAGUUAGAGACACUGGUGGAUGAAGAUUUACAGGGAGAUUAUGAUGAGGGGGAACUAGAGAAGUUAAUUCAAAUAGCUUUGCUGUGCACACAAAGUUCCCCUUUGGAUAGACCAAAGAUGUCUGAGGUGGUGAGAAUGGUAGAAGGGCAAGGUUUGGAAGAAAAGUGGGACCAAUGGGGGAAGAAAGAGGAUAUGAUCCAAAAAAAUUACAACCCCUUCAAUCUCUACGUUGGUUACGACUCAACUUCAAAUAUUCAACCAGAUGAACUGUCUGGUCCUAGAUGAUCUUUGAAGAAACAAAUAGUUACUCAAAGCUCCAAAAUGUUGGCUUAGUGCACCGGUGGUGAAUUGUAGUUCGUGUCUAAAUAUUCCUUAGCUUUGAUCAUUGUUACUUCACUGCAUGCUCACUGAGCGUUCCUCCUACAUUUUGAAAAGGUUCUUCACCUGACACUAGUCAUUGUGGGUUGUAGAAUAUAUUCAUGCUUGUUGUUUA
This is a messenger RNA of Vigna angularis (adzuki bean), 2176 nucleotides long. RefSeq names its product BRASSINOSTEROID INSENSITIVE 1-associated receptor kinase 1. NCBI's taxonomy places the organism in Eukaryota, Viridiplantae, Streptophyta, Magnoliopsida, Fabales, Fabaceae. The transcript is spliced from 11 exons. Bases 118 to 1968 code for a protein of 616 amino acids. Gene Ontology annotation, molecular function: ATP binding; protein kinase activity; protein binding. Gene Ontology annotation, biological process: protein phosphorylation. The record is from RefSeq and is a predicted model, not a curated record.